AUGCAUGAAGAUGAACCAUUGCCAUCAUAUCCAGGAAAUGCCAGUACAACCAAAGUAAACGAAGCCAAUAGAUCAAUACCCCACAAUAAGACAAGUAAAGAAGAAACAAAAGAACCACCAUCAUAUUAUUAUCCACCAAUUGGUGAAAUACCAUAUUAUUUUCAAGAAAUAAAUUUGAAACAUUGGAAUGUAGUUAUAAACACAAGAUAUUUUUCAAAUGGAACAAUAUUUGUUGGAAAUAAAUCAAUAAAUAAAUAUGAAUUAUUUAAAACUAAACCUAAUGAUUUAAAAGUUAUGAAGCUACAAAAUAAAGGAAUUGGUGUACCAUUAUUUCAAAUUAAACCUUCACUGAAUCUUAUGUCUUCUAAAUAUUUAACUUUUUAUAAACAUUUAUCAUAUCCUCUUUCGACUAAUUUCAAAUUUGAUGUAAAAAAUAAGUAUUUUAAUUAUUGUACGGUUGAGAAAUCAGAUCAUUUAGGUUAUACUUCAUACGUCUUUAAUUUCACUCCAGAUUCAUCUUCAUCAUCAUCAUCAUCCACAACAAACUCAAAUUUUCAAGUCAUUUUAUUUUCUCAUUCAAUUUUACCAAUUAAUGAUUUUAUAUAUAAAGGUAAACGACUAAGAUGGAUAGAUGAAAGUAAUAAACCAUUUUUUAAAAGAUUAAAUCAAGUUAAUUGGGGGUAUAAACUAACAACACUUAAUUCUAAUCAACCAUCUUUAUGUGAUAAUUGGGAUGAUGUUGUUCAAUCAGAAUAUUAUGGUGAUUCAACUAUUGCAAUCUUAGGUGAAGCUCAAUCAGAAUUUGAAUUGGGUAAAUUAAGAUUAGCUGAAUUAAAAUUUAAUGAUAUUUAUAAUAAUGAUAAAAAUGAUAAUUCUAUUGAUUAUAAUAGUUUGUAUUCAUUAAAUGAAGAAACUUUAGUUUUUAUAUGUAUUGCUACAGUGCUCAAGAAUGAAAAAGAUAAAUUUGAAGAAAGGAGAAAAGUUGCACGUAGUAAUAAUAAAUUUGCUUCUUCUUUAGGUUUAACAUUAAUGCCUGGUAUUCCACAGUAG
Lodderomyces pseudojiufengensis is the source of this 1050-nucleotide messenger RNA. RefSeq lists its product as uncharacterized. Lineage: Eukaryota; Fungi; Ascomycota; Pichiomycetes; Serinales; Debaryomycetaceae. The record is from RefSeq and is a predicted model, not a curated record. The coding region runs from base 1 to 1050 and encodes 349 amino acids. The transcript is spliced from 2 exons.